Molecule: messenger RNA, 1209 nt
Organism: Naumovozyma castellii
Lineage: Eukaryota; Fungi; Ascomycota; Saccharomycetes; Saccharomycetales; Saccharomycetaceae
Gene: SKA1
Product: Ska1p
Exons: 1
Coding region: 1-1209 (402 amino acids)
Source: RefSeq, a predicted model, not a curated record
AUGGAGGAAAGUGAACUGCUGGAUUUCUUAUUACAAGAGGAUUUAUCUCCCAAACCAAACACUUCUUCAGAAACCUCUCGUUCGCGAUGGUUAAAGGAUGACGAUGUUUCAACAAAGACAGCUAAGAGCAAAGUUGCCCCUGAACAUGUCACUGUCAAUUCACAAAGGGACGACGAAUUUAUGGAUGGGUUUAUGGAUGAUCUGAGUUCGCUGAUAUCAGGCACAGAGAAUAUUAAGAUAAAACCUUCCAGCUCGCAAGACACAAGCAAAUUCAAGAUGAAAAUGGGACUCGAUGAAGAUAUUGAUGAGAACGCCAUACCAGGAACACGAAAAGAUGGAAAACGUCCAAGAAAAACUAAGACGGGUUCCUCAAGAAAAGUACAGUUAAAGGAGGGUCCACUAGAGGAAUUUGAUAUCAUUACAAAAACGACUGAUAAUCGUAAGGAUACUAAACAAUCUCACUUACAAAAUUUGAAUGAUAAGCUGACAAGGAGGGAACGAAAAAAGAAAUCAACUGUUUUGAAAUCAAAGGAAAAUAGUCCCAAUGGCAAUGAAGUACAGAACCCUGAUACAAAGAAGAAGCAAAAAGAUACUUUAAAGAAAUCUAAAAAAGAAACUAAACUCCAAAGUAAAGAUGAGCCUAUAGAUAUUACAUCUAAUAGAACUGUUAAAAAGGAAACUCAGAAAGAAGGAUUUAAUGCGAAUGGAGAGCCAGCAUCUAAAGAAGGGUCUGAAAAACCAUCAAAGUCCCAGAGAAGAAGAAAGGCAAGAGAAGAGAAAAAGAAAUUAGCUAAUACCAAUAAUACUUUGGAAGUCAAUAAUAUUUCUGUUUCCCAAGAUUUGAAUUUACAAGUUCCUAAAAACAAGAAAACUGAUAGAGUGAAAAAGAAGAAUAAAAAGGAUAAAAAAUUACAGCAACCUACUACUGAAGAAUUAAAUCAGUCAAAAAAACAGUCAAGGGAACCUGACACCAUAUCAAUUGAUGAACUGCCUACGAAAACACCUAAAUCGUCAAACGAGAAAAGGAAAUCGAAAGGACCGGAUAAAAUAGAGAAGAACGUUGGCGAGUCGAAUCAAAAGGAACCGAGAAGGAAAAAGCAGCCAGCGUUAGGCACCAAGAGAAAAGGGUCUUCUGGACAUCAUAUAAUCGAACCAACCAAGGCAACAGAUACAUUGCAAAAGUUUAGCCGUACUAGCGUGGAAUUUUGA